Molecule: messenger RNA, 942 nt
Organism: Helobdella robusta
Lineage: Eukaryota; Metazoa; Annelida; Clitellata; Rhynchobdellida; Glossiphoniidae
Exons: 1
Coding region: 1-942 (313 amino acids)
Source: RefSeq, a predicted model, not a curated record
AUGAGCAGUAACAGUCGUAACAGUUGUAGCAUCAGUAGUAAUGCAGUUGUUAGCAACAACUUUGCGCUACAAGUGCCCACUACCACGUUUGCCGACGUAAAUGCGAUGCUAAAAGUGAACUGCGAUUUUAAUUUCUACUCUGCCUACUGCCAUUCGUCAGUUACCUGUCCAAUCAACUACCUGUCUAACCACUACACUGGUUACCAUGGCAACAACAACAACAACAACAACAAUAACAAUAACAACAACAACAAUAACAAUAACGGUAAUAAUAACAGUAACGACGUUAACAACAACAACAAAAAUGUCAUUCCUAGCAGCGGCAACAGUCAACAAUCGCCUGCCAAAAACGAACUAUCAACACUACUACUCGAUGACGUCAUGAUUACGCACGCCCCUACCUUCCCCUACCCGACCUACUGCUCGCCACUCUACCACCAUCCGCAUCAUCAUCAUCAUUUAAACGGCUACUACUAUCACCACCACCAUCACCACCACGCGCCACUAAACGUAAGCGACGCGGCCGCACAGACGUGUGCGCAGGUUUCAACGCCGCAACAACAACAACACGAAGAGGUGCAUUCGACUCUUCUCGGUGAUGACUGCUUCCAUAAUCAUCAUCAGGAUGAUGAUGAUGAUGAUGAUGAUAACAAUGAUGAUGAGGAUGAUGAUGAAGAUGAUGUUGAUGAGGAUGAUGUCCGGGGCGAUGAUUGUGAUAGUGGAAUCAAGGGCGAUAUUUGCCGAAGUAACCGAUGUGAUAUCCGUGAUGAAAACGAUUCGGACAAUGAAGAAAAUGAGGAAGACGACGACGACAACGAUGAUGACGAUGUUGACGAUGACAACGAUGAUGAAAAUGAUGGCAGUGAUGAUGAUAAUGUGAGUGGAAAACGUUUUAAAAGAUCGCCAAGUGAAGAAAGAGAUGGUUCUGGUCAAGCAGUUUAA